CAGAAACCAUGGCCGACACGUAUUCGCAUGCUCUCCUCGUCGAGCUCGAAGAGAAUAACAUACCUAGGUUAAAAACUAAACUAGUGAAAUACUUUCAGAGUAAGAAAUCUAACGGCGGCGACUGUCAGGUCGACUAUGAGAGUGGCAGCAACACGGCGGUGCUGCGCUUCUGCAGAGAGGAGGACCAGAAAAAUGUCCUGCAGAAGGAGGCACAUCAGAUCACCCUGGAUAAAGGGGUUUUGAAGAUGACAGUUCGCUUACUCGCGGAAGAGAAAACAUCGCAGGACGUUUCAUCUGAUAAAGUGAACAAGAACUCGGAUGUCGCUGCUACCAACAAACAGCCGAGUGUUGAAGAACGCAAACCAACAGCUGAAGUCCAGAUAGAGGCAAAAGGCGGAGAUGACAGCACAACGGAUGAAGAGCUGUGUUCCACUUCUUCAGUUUUGGAGAAUGUCUCAGGGACGUUAAGCCAGGAGUUUUUGGAGAUGCUGGUGGAAAACAUUUUAAAGAAUGCAGACUCUACAUGUGCCUCCCAAAACUUCACACUGGAAACCUUUUCCGACAUCUCCUCCACUGUGGUGACAUUCCAGACUGCAAAAGAAAAUACUAACUUCAUGGAAAGAUGUCCCCAAAACAGAACAUUCACAAAGAAGGGAUUAUCAGUUCGACCUCUUGAAGUCACAAAGCAAGUUGUAGUUGAGGACAUUUCAAAUGUUGAUGAAGAAAUCGUCCGCCUCUAUUUUGAGAAUGAAGGUGGAGAUGUGGAAGACAUCGUAUUUAAUGAUGUGGAACAGUCUGGUGUCAUCACGUUUAAGGACCAUCAAGCUGUUAAGAAAAUCCUGAAGAAGAAGCAUCACAUCAAGCAGAAAGCGAUCAGAGUUUAUCCCUUUUAUAAAUCUUUGGGAAUCACCCUGUAUGGCAAAGACAAGCCUUCACUAAAACCCCCUGCUGCCAUCUCUGAACCAAUUGACAAUGCUAUUUGGGGAUACCUGACUAAGAAGCAGUCAGCAGCAGAGACCAUUCGAAGUAACUUGGAAAAACACUUCUGCAGCGUAAACCUUGGUCAGUCUACUGUGCGCUUGACCCCCAUGUCUUCACUACUGCAGCAAAAGGAUGCCAAAGCCAUUGUCAAAGAGUGGAAGGAUACUGUGAAAUCAGCCUUUGCACAAGCUCUGUCAGAAUUCAAGUCUCUGAAGUUCCACCCAGAGUUAGAUAUGUGGGAAGAGUGUGAGGAGAAGAUCAGACAGAUGCUGCGGAAUGAAGAUGUGGUUGUGGUGCCUGAUAAAGCCAAUAAGGUCUUAUCAGUGGGUGGCCUUGUGAGCGAUGUCAACAGAUUAGAGAAGAGUCUGACUGGAAUCGUUAGCCAGAUUGCGAAAAGGGUGCAGAGAGAGAAACAGACCAGGACUCAAGGGCUCAAAGUGUCACCAUCGAUUUUCCACAUCCUGUGUCAAGAUGGCCUCCAGGAAAAGCUUCUGCGUGUGUACCCAGAGCUCAAAAUGUCAUUUCCCAAAGAGAGUCAAGAUUUGAUGCUGACGGGCUUAACUGAUGAGAUACUUACAGCAAGCAAAGUCAUAACAGAUGCAAUGAUUUCAUUGAAACGACAGAAUUUGGAAUUAGACAACUCUGUACUUGACUUGGUGAAGGAUGAACAACAGGAGGAGCUUACAGAUGCUCUCCUCACAUCCAAAGGAAUACAUGCUGCAUUUGAAAUAGGUACAUACGCAGUGCAACUUGUUGCUGUUUCUGACAGAGAUCUGAAAGAUGCCCAGGACUAUUUGAGACGCCUGCUAAUAUCCGAAUGCAUUGAUGUUGAAGACUUGAAUGUCCUGGAGAAGCCAGAGUGGCAGGAUCUGGUCAGUCGUCUAGAGAAUGACAACAGUCGGUCGUGCAGGAGGAUUCGAAUCCACACCACUAGUCGUCAAGUUGUUGUGUCUGGCCACAAAGAUAUUGUCAUAAAAGUCAGCAGUGAACUUAAUAAUUUCUUAAAACAGAAUGCUGAGGUUGAAGAAACUGUUGUGGUCAAGCCAAAUGCCAUCAUUGAAUACAUUAAAAAUCAAACAUCUUGGUUGGAUCAAUUGGAAGAAAAGGUGGUGGUGUCUUGCAAAAAGGAGGCCAUCUGUCUAAGUGGCCCUAGAGUUGAUGUGACACACUGCAAGACCCUGGUUGAAGAAGCACUGUCCUCAGUGGUAUUUGAUAGUUUAAAGCUCCCCAACCCCGGAGUAAAGAAGUUCUUCAAGGAUAAAGAAGCUAUGUAUAUUUCCUCAAUCAAGGACCAAACUGGUUGCCUGGUGCAGCUGGUUGACGAAACUGGUCAAGAAGAGGAUGACUCCGCCCAUGGGCAAGUAGCACAGCCUGUAUACCAACUUCAAACAUCUGAAGGAGUGGAAAUAGUUGUUUGCAAGGCGGAUAUGUGCAGUUACCCAGUGCACGCAGUCGUCAAUGCUUCUAAUCAAGACUUGAAACAUGAUGGAGGUCUCGCAAAAGCACUUUUGAAUGCUGCUGGCCCUCAGUUGCAGGUUGAAUGUGACAAACUAAUUAACUCCAGGGGACAACUCAAGCCAGGGGACUGCGUCAUAACUGGUGCAGGAGGGCAGCUGUGUUGCAAAAAAAUUAUCCAUGCAGUAGGACCUGCAUUUGAGCCAAAUAACCCUAAAAAGUCUCUGGCCCAGCUGAAAAGAGCUGUAAAAGGGAGCUUAGAACUUGCUGAACUGCAUGGCUGCAUCUCUGUGGCUCUUCCUGCCAUCAGCAGAGGCAAAGGCUUUCCCCUGGGUCUGUGUACAGUCACCAUUGCCAAAGCAGUGAAGGAAUACUGCGAUGAGAUGUACGAUGACAACCCCCUGAACAAGAUCCAUUUCGUGAACAAUGACGACAGUGCUGUUCAGGCUAUGGAGGUCGCAGUCAGGCAGGAGUUUGGGAAUCAUGGUGUCAGCCAUUCUGUUCAAACUCCAGGAGCUACUAACCCUAACAAAGUUAACCCGGUCACAGCUACCAAGUCUCCACUUUCGAAGCACCCUGGAUCCGACCCCUGCUUGGGUCGCGCGCACACCAAAGAGGGCUUAAAAAUCACCCUUAAAAAAGGAAAUAUAGAAGCUGCCACGACGGAGGUAACAGUGAAUACAGUGUUUGAAGAUCUUGCACUGAACAAAGGGGCAGUUUCAAAUGCCAUCCUGAAGAUGGCUGGGCCCAAACUUCAGCAACUGGUUCAUGCCAAGAAUACUAGUGGAACUGUUGGAGAGGUAAUUGUUACUGACGGAUGCAAGUUGAAGAGCAAACAAGUCUUCCACGCAGUUGUACCUCAUUGGGACAAAGGAAAAGGCACAGCUGAAAAGACCUUGAGUGGGAUCUUCAGGAAUUGCUUGGGCCUGGCAGAAGAGAAUGGCCUGACCUCAAUAUCAUUCCCUGCUAUUGGCACUGGUGGCCUGGGUUUCCCAAAAGACCUUGUCGCUUCUCUGAUGUUGGAUGAAAUCUUAGAGUUCAGCAAGAAACAACCCAAACACUUGAAGAAGGUCGCCAUCAUCCUUUACUCGGGAGAUGCACCAACUAUACAGGUUUUCAGUGAUGAAUUUACAAAGAAGUUUCCCAAUGCCACGGGUGGUUCAGUUGAGAGUGCCCCACAGACUUCAGCAGGCCCCUUCUCUAAAAUUGUCUCGAGCUCAGGAAUGCACGAGACCAAAAUGGGAGGUGUGACUAUACAGGUGGUCACGGGAGACAUCACCAAGGAGACCACUGAUGUCAUUGUCAACUCCUCCAAUGAAAAUUUCUCUCUUAAGUCAGGUGUAUCUAAGGCUAUUCUGGAUGCAGCUGGCCAGGCUGUUGAAGUGGAAUGUCAAAAUCUGGGUGCCCUGGCAAACCAAGGCAUGAUUAUGACACAGCCAGGAAAUCUACAGUGCAAGAAGAUCCUCCACCUGUGCGGACAGACGGACCCAGUGAAAAUUAAAAAAGUAGUGACAGAGGCCCUCCUAAUGUGUGUGAAGGACUCACACACUUCUGUAGCAUUUCCUGCCAUUGGCACAGGUCAAGGAAAUGUACAGGCAAAGCAAGUGGCGGAUGCCAUGUUGGACGCAGUGGUUGAUGUGCUGAGCCAAAACACUUCCAGUACCCUGACAACGAUCCGGAUUGUCAUUUUCCAGCCGCCUAUGCUCAAUGAGUUCCACAGCAGCAUGCAGCAAAGGGAGGCCACUGGACCUAAGGAUAAAGGAUGGUUUUGGGAAAACAUCAAAAAAAUAAAGACAUACUUUGGUGGUGGGACCUCUGACAAAUCACAGAAGGAGGGAGAUUUUGUCAUCGAGCCCCUGAAAGUGGAUCCCACUUGCUUCCUCAUCUGCGGUGACACACAGGCUCAAGUAGACUUGGCUAAGGAGCGGAUCAACGACCUGAUAUCCCAAGAACAAAACAAGAUCUGCAUUCCAGACAGUGCCAUCCUUUGCUUCUCUGAUGCAGAUCACCAGCACAUUAAAGACAUCCAGAAAACCAUGGGUGUGAGCAUAAGGAUUGAAAAAAAGAAGGAAACCGCUUCACUUACCAUUGAAGGAUUCAGAGAGGUGGUCAAAGCCAGCGACGAGAUCCAUAAAAUGCUGAAAAAGGCCAGAGAAGAUGAGCAUCUGAAGAAGAAAGUGGAGCUGGCAGGCACAUUCGCAGAGUGGCAGUACCAACAGCAUGGGCUUCAGUUUCAGAGAUUUGAUGCAAUGGCCAACUUCCAGCUUGAGCAAGCACUAGAAAAGGAGCAACCAGAUGUAAAAGUUAAAAUCAGUGGUGAAGACUACACUGUCAACUUGUCAAAACGAUCAGCCACUAACAGCAAAGGAGACACCCUGAACAUAAAGCGAAUUGACAAACUGAAAGAUGAAGACACGCCUGAGCACUGGGAUACCAUGCCAGCUAAGACCAGGUGCCAUGCUGUCACCAUCCAGGCUGGGACACCAGAGCAUGCUGAAGUCUUGAGUCUGUUUCAGGCCACGUGCAAUCGCGCCGUUACCAAGAUUGAGAGGAUCCAGAACCCCACGUUGUGGAAGAGUGUACAGAUCAAGAAGCGCGACAUGGAUCAGAGAAAUGGUCAUCAGAACAACGAGAGACGGCUUUUCCAUGGCACCUGUGAAACUACUUUGUCCAUCAUAAAUGAACUCGGCUUCAACAGGAGUUAUGCAGGAAAGAAUGCUGCAUGCUACGGCAAUGGCACUUAUUUUGCUGUCAAUGCCAUUUACUCUGCUCAUGACACCUACUCCAAGCCGAAUCAAAGUGGGGAGAAGUUCAUGUACCUCUGCAGGGUGCUGACUGGAGAAUUUACUGUAGGACAAAAAGACAUGAAAGCACCACCAUCCAAAAGCUCGUCCAUCUCCUUUGACUUGUACGACACUGUUGUGGACAACGUGGCCACACCCAGUAUAUUUGUUGUGUUCCAUGACUCCCAGGCUUACCCUGAAUAUCUGAUUACUUUUAAGUGACACGGCUGUGAGAUAUAACUCAUAUAAUUGAUAUAGCUAAAGUACUGCCUCACGAUAGUAAACACCUGUUAUUCGCUAGUGAUUUUUUCAUUUGAUUUGGCAUAUUUGGAUGAUGCUUGAAAUUAGUGCAGUACUUUUACUGGAUUACACGUGAUGAACGCAGAGAUCAGUUACUAGCAGUCAGACUCAUUUAGUGCCUUGGAAAUAUGUCAGGGAAAUAUGCUGUCAGAAAUCAGUGGAUGGAAACAAAAUGGAGAAUGGAGAACUAAUCUUGCCUUAAAAAUUUCAAAAGCUCUGAACAGUGUUCAGAGUUUUUAUGAUGAUCUUUUGUUAAGUACCUGCUCUGUUCCUGGAAAUAAUGUUAUAGCACAAGCUUGUGUAUAUUUAGUUAAUAAUCAGUUCUGGUUUUGAAAGGAAAACCGAAAGUAACUGCUGUUCCAGUAAACAAGCCACUUUACUGACAUGAAUUAAACAAUGAUGUUUUCAAUGUUCCGCACAUAUUUAAUGUCACUUCACUUGCUUUUGUCUAUUUGAACAACAUGUGUAAUAAGCCAAAAUUUCCAGUCAUGUCACCAAUUUAUUUACUUGUUAACAAAUUAAUUAAGGUGGACUAAACUUCUGUUUACACUGAUGCAUGACCAGGUUUUCAACUACUAUAUGAGAGGGGUAUUAAAGAGGCCAUGCUGUGAUUUUAAAGACCUUGUCCACCACUAUUCUGUCCCUAAAAAUAAAGACAUGUAGAGAGUACAGAGACA
Molecule: messenger RNA, 6196 nt
Organism: Mugil cephalus (flathead mullet)
Lineage: Eukaryota; Metazoa; Chordata; Actinopteri; Mugiliformes; Mugilidae
Gene: parp14rs1
Product: poly(ADP-ribose) polymerase family member 14-related sequence 1
Exons: 17
Coding region: 9-5441 (1810 amino acids)
Biological process (GO): negative regulation of gene expression
Cellular component (GO): cytoplasm; nucleus
Molecular function (GO): NAD+ poly-ADP-ribosyltransferase activity; transcription corepressor activity
Source: RefSeq, a predicted model, not a curated record